This is a messenger RNA of Micropterus dolomieu (smallmouth bass), 2942 nucleotides long. RefSeq names its product adaptor related protein complex 3 subunit mu 2 (gene ap3m2). Gene Ontology annotation, cellular component: cytoplasmic vesicle; clathrin adaptor complex. The coding region runs from base 152 to 1408 and encodes 418 amino acids. The transcript has 9 exons. Lineage: Eukaryota; Metazoa; Chordata; Actinopteri; Centrarchiformes; Centrarchidae. Gene Ontology annotation, biological process: intracellular protein transport; endocytosis. The record is from RefSeq and is a predicted model, not a curated record.
CUGCGCUUUUCUAUCCCUUCUCACUCCCGGAGCUGCUGCGCCUGACGGGAAGCGACGACGGCUGCUGCUGCUGCUGCUGUUUAAUCUCUCAGCGAGGAAGAAAAGGAGGGCGAAAGGCGAGACGAACACGUAAAACCCUGUCUUCGCCAAAAUGAUCCACAGCCUGUUCCUAGUAAACGCCUCGGGGGACAUUUUCCUGGAGAAGCACUGGAAGAGCGUGGUCAGCCGCUCCGUGUGUGACUACUUCUUUGAGGCCCAGGAGCGAGCGACUGAGCCGGAGAACGUCCCGCCGGUGAUCCCCACGCCGCAUCACUACCUUAUCAGCGUGCUCAGGCACCGCAUCUACUUUGUCGCAGUCAUCCAGAGCGAGGUGCCGCCGCUGUUUGUCAUUGAGUUCCUGCACAGAGUCGUCGACACGUUCCAGGACUAUUUUGGAGUGUGUACAGAGGCUGCUAUUAAGGACAAUGUCGUAGUGGUCUAUGAACUACUGGAGGAGAUGCUGGACAACGGCUUUCCUCUGGCCACAGAGUCCAACAUCCUCAAAGAGCUCAUUAAGCCUCCCACCAUCCUCCGCACAAUGGUCAACACCAUCACAGGCAGCACCAACGUCGGCGAGCAGCUCCCUACAGGCCAGCUGUCAGUGGUGCCAUGGAGACGGACCGGAGUCAAGUACACCAACAAUGAAGCCUAUUUUGACGUGGUGGAGGAGAUCGAUGCUAUCAUCGAUAAGUCGGGCUCCACUAUCACAGCAGAAAUUCAGGGAGUUAUUGAUGCCUGUGUGAAACUGACGGGCAUGCCCGACCUCACUCUCUCAUUCAUGAAUCCUCGGCUGCUGGAUGACGUCAGCUUCCACCCGUGUGUUCGGUUCAAGCGCUGGGAAGCUGAGCGAAUCCUCUCCUUCAUCCCCCCUGAUGGAAACUUCCGGUUGCUCUCCUACCACGUCAGCUCUCAGAACCUGGUGGCGAUCCCGGUGUACGUCAAGCACAACAUCACCUUCCGGGAGGGAAGCUCCCAGGGGCGUUUUGACUUGACCCUGGGACCCAAACAGACCAUGGGCAAGGCCGUGGAGUCUGUCCUAGUCAGCAGCCAGCUCCCCCGGGGCGUCCUCAACGCCAACCUCAACCCCUCCCAGGGAACGUACACCUUUGACCCAGUCACAAAGUUGUUGUCGUGGGAUGUUGGUAAGAUCAACCCGCAGAAGCUUCCCAGUCUGAAAGGCACCAUGAGCCUGCAGGCGGGUGCCUCCAAACCUGACGAGAACCCCACCAUCAACAUCCAGUUCAAGAUCCAACAGAUGGCCAUCUCAGGGCUGAAGGUGAAUCGACUGGACAUGUACGGUGAGAAGUACAAACCUUUCAAAGGCAUCAAGUACAUGACGAAGGCUGGCAAGUUCCAGGUGCGGACAUAAAGACUGCUGCUCUGUGACCACAGGACCAAACCACCACGAGACUGAGGGGGGGGGGAUGGGGAGUUGGUACAUUCCCUGUGUAUAUGCAUUUCAGGAUUUCUCACAGAUAUCAGAGGCUCCUUGUAGCAGUAAAGAAAGGACCAUUGCACAUAGAAACGUCCAGUAAUGUCCAGAAAACUGGUCUGAGCUUUGAUGGAGUGUGGAGAGUUUCCACAUCUCCGUCCAAGCUGAACGCGGGCCAAACCCAAGCAAUCCCAAGAUAGAUUUCUCCUGAGAUAUAAAAUAAAAUGUGUGUACUGGCAACAGCAUUUUUCACCCAUCAUUUCAAUCAAAACCAAUCUCAAGACGUGACAAGUACGGGCCAGUUUGUGUCACUCCAGGCUCCGUCACGUUCAGACAUAAAUUUCCAUCUCUAACAAACAGGCUGCAGUCUGCUGCUGUACGGUUUCAGCUGCAGGUAUUCGGUUUGAAAGUGAUCUGUUUGUCUGGAUAGAUGUGUGCUGGUGACUGUUUGGCACGAGCUAUUGGAUAUCGGACUAAUAGUAUAUCAGAGUAGAUCUUCCCCCAUAAUACAUUGUGGCAGCAUGAGCUGUAUAGUGUGACAGGAAAUCAGCAUUUUUGAACAGUGUUGUCUUGCAGCACAGUAGUACACCAAACUGAGUCAAGGGACUACUGGGGGGUGAUCGGGUGGAUGUGCUGUAACGGCUAUAAAUCAGUGGGACAGAUAAGCAUCUAUUCUAAAAACAAACCUAAAAGUAAAAAUGAGCAGCAUCUUAAAGGAUCCCACAUUUACAGAUUCUUUUCUCUAUACCUGUAUUUCUCUUCCUCUGUCCAGUUUUUCUGCUUCCUUUUCCAGAGUUUAUCUCUUUGCUUUUCUGUUCGUUCCGUUCUUGCGCUCCUCUUUGCGAAAAUGUGAUGAUUUGUUCUGCAGCGCUGGAGUCAGCACACUGAAGCCGUCCUCUGUCAUGCACUUUCACAUCUGCUGGUACUAACGUUUCCUUUGUGAUGCAUGUGAGAUGGAUGCUGAGUGACCGAAGCUGUUUUAUUACCACAAAGGUUUCUGGGAGAAUUUCAGGUACAUGGCUCACCUGUUGUUGUCAACUUGAAUUAUUAUUUAUGAAACAAAACAAAGGAUCUGUGUGCUAAUGUCAUGUCGUGUGUAAAAUGAUUCCCAUUUCUGCAUACUGGCAUUAAAUUCUUAAACGUGUUAACUCUACAGCUGCUUGUUAUUUAACCCGAUUAUGACCAAACAGUAAUUUCCUCCUCCCUUUUUUUUGUUCUCAACAUAUAGAAAAAGAUUUUUGCUCCUGUCAGUUUGGUGCUGAACGCUGUGAUCCAAAUUGUCACUGCAGAAACAGUAUAAUUAUCUAUUUAAAAACUCAAAUUAAAAAGAACAUAUUCAGUUAUGUGUUCCGGUGUAAUGGCCAACUACCUCCUGAAGGAACGGUGACGGUUUGCAUUUUGUGUGUGUUUGUUAAACAGCCUCCAAUGGAGUGUUAUAACGGUGUAAAAAUAAAGAUGUGAUGUGUUAUAA